AUGAAGUUAAAUCUCGUUGUUCGAUAUAAUAGGCUAUAUAAAAGCCAAGGAUCUUCUGACUCAUUAUUACCUUUCGAGCAAAUACAAUCUACAGUUAACUACAACAUCUUUUCACAAAUCCAUGGAGCAGUCUGCGUAUUUUGGCGGUGGUCAAGUACAUGGUGGCAACGCGUCAGUCUACCUUGGUCGUGUAGGCGAUCCCCGAACAGGAGCAUAUGCUGCAAGAGCCUUCGGAGAGAAUAGAGUGC
Messenger RNA from Meloidogyne enterolobii, 248 nucleotides. NCBI's taxonomy places the organism in Eukaryota, Metazoa, Nematoda, Chromadorea, Rhabditida, Meloidogynidae. The record is from the annotation of a GenBank genome assembly.